ACCAUCGGCGCUUUUGAUGGUCCCCAAUGGCCGUACUUUGCCCCGAAGAGCACCUACAUGGCAGUGGCCACGCUGAUGGGUUUGGUGGUCUUCCUGGCCUCCUUUGUGAACGGUCUGGUCAUCCUGGUGUCCAUCAAGUACAAGAAACUUCGCUCUCCCCUCAACUACAUCCUGGUAAACCUGGCCGUGGCCAACCUGAUGGUCACUUUCUUUGGCAGCACGAUCAGCUUCUCCAACAACCUCAACGGUUACUUCACCCUGGGGGAGACCGUAUGUCAGUUCGAAGGCUUCAUGGUGUCUCUGACAGGUAUUGUGGGACUGUGGUCACUGGCCAUCCUGGCUUUCGAACGGUACAUCGUCAUCUGCAAACCCAUGGGUGACUUCCGCUUCCAACAGCGGCAUGCGGUCUGGGGCUGCCUCUUCACCUGGCUCUGGUCGUUGGUCUGGACUGCCCCACCUCUGUUCGGAUGGUGCAGCUAUGUUCCCGAGGGACUGCGGACAUCUUGUGGACCGAACUGGUACACCGGUGGGACCAACAACAACAGCUACGUGGUCGUCCUGUUCGUCACCUGCUUCAUGAUGCCCCUGAGCCUGAUCAUCUUCUCCUACGCCAGCCUGUUGGUGGUCCUCCGAGCCAUCGCUCAGCAGCAGAAGGAUAGCCAGACCACACAGCGAGCCGAGCGAGAGGUGACCCGCAUGGUGAUUGCCAUGGUGAUGGCCUUCCUAGUCUGCUGGCUGCCCUAUGCCAGCUUUGCCAUGGUGGUUGCUGUUAACAAGGACAUUGUGAUUCAGCCCACUCUGGCCUCCAUGCCUUCCUAUUUCUCAAAGACUGCCACCAUCUACAACCCCGUCAUCUAUGUCUUCAUGAACAAACAGUUCCGGAACUGCCUGCUGACCACUGUGUGUUGCGGCCGCAACCCGUUUGCCGGGGAUGAAGAGACGACCUCCAGCUCCACUGCAGGGAGUCACACCGAGACCAUCACCCUCUCUGAAGGGGGUGGCAACAGAGUCUCACCAGCCUGA
This is a messenger RNA of Pristis pectinata (smalltooth sawfish), 1023 nucleotides long. RefSeq names its product pinopsin-like. Gene Ontology annotation, biological process: G protein-coupled receptor signaling pathway; phototransduction; visual perception. The transcript is spliced from 5 exons. NCBI's taxonomy places the organism in Eukaryota, Metazoa, Chordata, Chondrichthyes, Rhinopristiformes, Pristidae. Gene Ontology annotation, cellular component: photoreceptor outer segment; membrane. Bases 58 to 1023 code for a protein of 321 amino acids. The record is from RefSeq and is a predicted model, not a curated record. Gene Ontology annotation, molecular function: G protein-coupled receptor activity.